Messenger RNA from Linum tenue, 1341 nucleotides. NCBI's taxonomy places the organism in Eukaryota, Viridiplantae, Streptophyta, Magnoliopsida, Malpighiales, Linaceae. The record is from the annotation of a GenBank genome assembly.
AUGGUGAGAAUCCAGACCUCACGCCUCGUCAAGCCCUUGUACGACGACGACGACGGCGGCAGCAUUCCGCCGCCGACUACCGAUUCCAUCCCGCUCAACAUCUUCGACAAGGUCACCUACAACACCCACAUGGCCGUGCUCUACGCCUACCGCCCGCCGACGCCCUCCAACGCCACCAUCGAACUAGCCCUCCGCAAGGUCCUGGCCACGUACAGAGUCAUGGCCGGCCAGCUGGGCGAGAACCAGAAGGGCAAUCCCGUCAUUCUGCUCAACGAUCGCGGCGUCAAGUUCGUCGAGGCCGUCGUCCACGACAGCUUCGACAAGUUCCUGCCACUGGAGAUGUCACCAUUGCUGCUCGACUUCCACCCCGAGUUGAAGCAUGCAGAGGAAAUCACCCUGGUCCAGCUCACCCGGUUCGGUUGCGGGUCGCUCGUCCUCGGGUACUCGUCCCACCAUCACGUGGCCGACGCGUUCUCGGCCAGUAAUUUCCUCGUGGCGUGGGGUCGGGCUGCUCGAGGGCUCGAGCUGGGAUCGGUUCCGUCGAUGGACCGGUCCAUAUUCUGGCCUCGAGUCCCGCCCGAGUUCGGGUUCGACCACGUCGGGGUCGAGUACAAGAAAACCAAAACCCUUUCCGGUCGGAUUGUGGUUCGCGACCGGUUUGCCGGUUCGGACAUCGUGAACCACAAGGUCCAUUUCACGGUUGACUUCAUUGGCAAGCUAAAGGCAAGAGCAUCUACCGGGAGACCAAACGGCGUCGCUGCGUACAGCACUUUCGUGAGCCUGGUGGCCCACUUGUGGCGGGCUAUAACCAAGGCCCGUGGGCUGAGCCCAAUCGAGACGACGUCGGUUCGGAUCUCCGUCAACGGGCGGACCCGGCUGAGUCUCGAUCCACCGGUCCCGUCGGAUUUCUACGGCAAUUUGGUCCUGUGGGCGUUUCCGACGGCGAGGGCGAAGGAGCUCGUGAGCAGGCCGAUGGGUUACGCGGCGAAGAUAAUCCAAGACGCGAUUGUGCGCGUGGACGAUGCUUACUUCAAGUCGUUCAUCGACUUCGCGUCGCAGGAGGCGGCGGAGGGGGAGGAUGGGGAUCUGGUGCCGACGGCGGAUAUGGGGAAGGCGGCGCUGUGGCCGGAUUUGGAGGUGGACAGCUGGCUGAGGUUUCCUUUCUACGAGUUGGAUUUCGGCGGCGGGAGUCCGUUCAUAUUCAUGCCGUCGUAUUACCCGACGGAAGGGAUGAUGUUUCUGCUGCCUUCGUUCUUGGGGGAUGGGAGUGUGGACGCGGUGGUUCCGUUGUUCCGCCAGAAUUCGGCUGUUUUCAAACAAAUUUGCUAUUCCCUGGAUUAG